Molecule: messenger RNA, 2581 nt
Organism: Brassica rapa (field mustard)
Lineage: Eukaryota; Viridiplantae; Streptophyta; Magnoliopsida; Brassicales; Brassicaceae
Product: kinesin-like protein KIN-7O
Biological process (GO): microtubule-based movement
Molecular function (GO): microtubule binding; ATP binding; microtubule motor activity
Source: RefSeq, a predicted model, not a curated record
UUUUUGCUUGAUUAAAUUUAAGAUAAUAUUCCUUAUUUUUAAUCUGAUCUGGGUGGGUGACCCGGCAAAAGUGUGGCAGAGUCGGGUAAUUGGCUAAAAGGGUUUUAACUUUUAAGGUAUUGGAUUUAUAGAAAAAUGAAAAAAGAAAGUCUGGGGAAAAAUUAGAAACUUUCCGAAGGGCAGUUUAGGUUUAGGGUCCCCCAGCCUUUGGGACAUUCCCCUGAAAUUGAAAUUUGAGUUCAAAUGGAGCGUAGCAGGAUUCACGUAGCAAUCCGUUGUCGACCAAUUUCGAAAAAGGAGACUAAGAAGAGUCCAUGGAGGGUCUCGUCGGAUUCCAUUUCCGUGCGCAAUCCUUCUUCUUCUCUCUCGUUCCAAUUUGAUAGGAUGUUCAAAGAGGAUUGUGAAACUAUUCAAGUUUAUGAAGCAAGGACGAAGGAGAUCGUGGCUGCCGCGGUUCGUGGAUUCAACGGAACUGUGUUUGCUUAUGGCCAAACUAAUAGUGGCAAGACGCAUACAAUGCGAGGCUCACCGGCUGAACCAGGAGUCAUCCCUCUUUCUGUUUCUGACUUGUUUGAGAUUACUCAGCAGGAUACUAGCAGGGAAUUUCUUCUGCGCAUGUCUUAUUUGGAGAUCUAUAAUGAAGAUAUAAUCGAUCUCUUGGCUCCUGAACACCACCGUAAACUACAGAUUCAUGAGAAUCUUGAGAAAGGAAUCUUUGUGGCUGGACUACGAGAAGAAAUUGUAGCUUCCCCUCGACAAGUUCUCGAAAUGAUGGAAUUUGGAGAAUCUCAUCGACAUAUUGGAGCAACAAAUAUGAAUGUUCACAGUAGCAGAUCUCACACUAUUUUCCGCAUGGUUAUAGAAAGUAGUCAGAAGACGCAAGAUGAUGAUGCAGUUCGUGUUUCUGUUCUGAAUUUGGUGGAUCUAGCUGGUUCGGAACGGGCUUCAAAAACCGGUGCAGAGGGUGUUAGGCUGAAGGAAGGCUCACAUAUAAACAAGAGCUUGAUGACACUCGGGACUGUAAUUAAAAAACUGAGCGAAGGAGUUGACAAUCAAGGUGGUCAUAUUCCGUACCGAGACAGCAAGCUCACAAGGAUCUUGCAACCCGCUUUAGGUGGAAAUGCAAAUACAGCUAUCAUCUGCAAUAUAACACUUGCACAAAACCAUGCAGAUGAAACCAAGAGCAGUCUUAAGUUUGCUAGCCGAGCACUACGUGUCACUAACUGUGCCCAUGUCAACGAGAUAUCCAGUGAUGUUGCUUUGUUAAAGCGCAAAAAGAAGGAAAUCGAUGAGCUCAGAUCCAAACCAAAGACUUCUCACUCUGACCAUUCGGACGAAGAGAAUCUUAACUUGCGCAACACCUUGUUGAAGUCUGAAUUAGAAAGAGAGCGGAUAGCAAUGGAAUUAGAUGAGGAGAAAAAGGCACAAGCUCAGAGGGAAAAAGUUUUGCAAGAGCAAGCAAAGAAAAUUGAGAACUUGAGUUCGAUAGUUCUUUUUUCGAACAGAGAUGAGAAGCGUGAGCAGGAGGAUCGCUUUAAGAAGGGAAAGAGGAGGGAUACAUGGGGUACUGGUCUCCUUUCACGGGACUCCUCCACAUCAGAGGUUCAGUCGCAUGGCUUGUCAAGGGAAAGAUUCGAGCGUGAGACAGGCCCACUACUUCCAUUUGCGGAACUGGUAAAAAGCGAACGUUUAUGUAGCAUCAGCGAACAAGAUGAAAACAGUAUCGAUGAAGAUUCUGCACUUCCAGAUCCAUGUGCUUUAGUGCAUGUGACUAGGAGAAAGAAACCAUCAUCAAUCAGGCAGAAAAAGCCCGUAAUGGUUGAAAGCGAGUCAGACAUAAUUCUAAGGGAAUGUGAGCAUCUUUUCUUGCAAUAUGAAACUGAGAUAAUCACCAACCAAAUACAAAUUGAAUGCCUCAAGGCUCGAGUCUUUGGUAAUGUGCCUCGGGAUGAAAGCAGUGUACAUCUUAGGGAUCCAGAAGAUAUUCGUCUCAUUAAGCAACUCCAAGAGAAGAUAAACAUGCUGGAAACUGAGAAGUCUUCAAGCAAGCAAAAUCUUGAUGAUCUUGUCACGGUAGCUACUGAGCAGAAUACAUGUGCGAGGCAAAAAAUUGCUGAGAUGCUCUCAGAUGAGUCGGAGAAGUUGGAUCUGACAUUUUUUAACCAGAGGCAGAGGAGAGUACUUUGGACUCCCGAAGAAGAAGAGAUGCUCAAGGUGGGAGUGGAGACGUUUGCAACAGAUCCAAAGAAAAACAUUUCAUGGAAGAGAAUUCUCAAAAUGGGAGAGAAUGUGUUCCAUCAAACACGCAAUCCAGCUGAUCUGAAGGACAAAUGGAGGAGGCACAACCCUAGCCACUAGUGGUACUAUCACGUUGUGUUCCAACAUUGGUCUAAGCCUCAAACGUGUCUAUUUUCAAAACAAAGCAAGAGUAAGUCUAGGUCCGGACAUUUGGGAACCCGUGGUGUUCUGGUUAAAUAUUUUGAGUUUUGGUUUUAAUUUUGUAACACACCCUAGAUCAUGUUCUAGUAAAUUUGUUGAGUACGAGUUGAGUUCGAUAUAAAACAAUGUUAACUUUCUCGUG